AUGGAUGACUUCCCUGUGGACGGAGACCUCGAUUCACUUCCUAUUUCUCCAAAUGCGUCUGUUCUGGAGGCUCUCUAUGACUUGGGCCCACCGUCUCCCGUUCUGACGCCUUCCCAGCUCGCUUUUACCUGGUCCUCUGGCGACAUUCCUGUGGUCCUCUAUGACGAUGCUUACAGAGAUGAAUUCUCUUCUUCUCAAAUUUUGGGUACCAAUGAGGGAAAACGAAAUAGCUCUUCCACUCUUCGAGCAAAUCGUUUGUCAGCUCAUUCGAAGGCUUCACGCCGAAGUUCGGCGACACAUUCUCGAGCGUCUGUGGUCUUGGGCAGUCUGGAUAGUUCAGAUACGAUAGUGUCUGCGGGGACAUUUGGACCUAAGAGGAGAAGCCUUCAACCACUCGAUGGUCCUCAAGCAGUACGCAUCUUCCCAGAAGGCAUCGCAUCCAACUUUCGAAGCUCCGUGACCCACUCAAAGACAUCGAACAGAGAGAGCUUUUUGUUAGGAAAUUCGGGACCUACGUCGAUUCAGGACAAUCCAACUCCUGUCGAACCCUUGACGGAGGAUUCUUCGCGAGAUACCAGGCAUCUUUCUUUUGGGCACGUCAAGUCGGACUCUUCUGGUGAUGAGAACGUGGGCGGUGACGAAACGCCUAGGAAGUCUAGGGAAUCGACUUCUUGGAUCUCCUCUCGUGACUGGGAUAAUCAACAGUACAAGGACUUCGUUGCUCGGACCGAGUCGUCAACUCGCUCUCAGACCCGCUACUCAUUCACCAUCUCGCAGGUCAGGUCUGACAUGGCAUCGCAACCUCAGGUCAGUCCCACUCGUCGCAGAGUCUCAGAGAACCAUGUCGCAAGCAGGGAAAUGCAUCGGACUCAUAUUUCAGGCGAAAUUCAAGAACAUUGCAGGGAUAAAUCGGCAUCGACCCAUAAGACCGGACAGCCGCUUACCCAGCCCAAACUCCAUCGUGCUGAAGAUCACAGCUGGCUUAGAGGACUCGCCGUUUCAUUCCUGGUGGAUCAAGAGGGAUUCCGCGCUGCUCAGCCCUCCUUCAAGUUCUCAGGCAUUGCUCGAUUGCGUUCUUCUCCAGAGGUGAAAUUACCCGACACCCUCAUGGCUCAGUUCCGUCCCAUCUCUCGGCAGUCCUUCCACUUCCACCACGCGCCGUUCGAGAGUCCGCCUAUCCUGCGGCGCGUCACGCUCAAUGACGACGAGACGCACGACUACGUCUCCAAGCAGGCGCAUCUGACACUCAAGUCCAAUGGGGUGUACGUCGUCUAUGGGCACGAGCUCUUCGCUUCCGACCACGCCUCCGAGCCGGUUAAGCUGCACUGGCAAUUCGAGUACUUUGUCGAUAAUCGCCGUGUGGAUGCGUCGAAUUCCAAGCGAGACAUGGAGGGCGAAAAGAUGCUCACGCCACUGACGUUCUCGUGUUCUCCAAACCUAUUGCUACCAGUCCAGGCGAAACGGAUCAACAUCAUGCACGUUUUCAAGAAGGGCGUUGGCCCGAAACUCGUGGCGGAGAAGAUGCUCCCUCCUGGUGUAGCUCGUGCACCUGCCCAUCCAGCGCCCGCUACUGGUCUCGGUAUCUUGGUGUCCUCUCAGACGGAAGCGCACCUACCAAAUUUCCUUUCCUCAAAAUCUGUCUGGAAUCUUCAUAAACGCGGUCAAUCUAAUGUGGUCAAACAAGGUGAUCUCCACGGAAAUCGGCACCAUCGCGUCGACACUAGUCCAGACUCCAAGCCGUACUCCAAGCACCGUCGAGCGUCAUCUGUAGGCGAGCACCUCCAUUCUCGCAGUAUAGCUUCUCGUCUCUCCGACCACAUCAUGCCGAGGCAUCGUCGCGAUUCGUCUCACGGAGCGGCUGUAGUGCAUGGGCCGCCGACAAACCGCCACAUUAUUCCUCCUGCUCAACUGGUGCAUAUGCUUGACGUUUCAUCCAAGGAAAAUCUGCCGCCUGCACCACCGCCCCCGAAAUUCGAGCGUCAUAGUUCAGAAUUUAUUCCUCUUACACCUCGACCGCGCCACGCUCAUCAACUUUCGCGAGGAAGAUGA
This is a messenger RNA of Cyclocybe aegerita, 2049 nucleotides long. The record is from the annotation of a GenBank genome assembly. NCBI's taxonomy places the organism in Eukaryota, Fungi, Basidiomycota, Agaricomycetes, Agaricales, Hemipholiotaceae.